AUGACAGGUGGGCUCAGCGAGCUGAGCUUUGGCUUCGCGGGCUCAGGUGACGAUGAGAAGAGCCGUGAGUUCCAGCGGUCAUCUGCACCACCCGACCGCUGUGUUGGCCUUGGACAAGGGACCGGAGGGCAAAUUUCGAGAAGCUGCCUUGGACUGGUGGGCGCGCAGACUCUGAAAGACAUUCGGGCAGGCUUCCAGGCGCAGGUGAGUAAGGAGGUGGAGCCAAAGCCUCUGGGGGCCAUGAGCCCCUCGAGCCUUGCUGUCAAAGCAGCAGAAAGGGAGACGCCCAUCUCGCCACACUCUCCAUCUGCAACACCCAGGGCUGCUGUGACGGGUGCCAUGUUCAGCUUCUCGGAGCCACAGGGGAUGUGGUACAGCCUCCUGGUGAACGACAUGGGCCCAUCACCUCAAGAGGACCUCGACAAGGUGGUCUCGCACCGCUGGAGCUUUCAAGGCGCUCUGGAGCUCGCCUCGCAAGGAAAGAGUAUUUGCUACUUCAUCCUGUGCCUGCUGGAGAUCCAGAGGAAUAUCCAGAUGGACCAGGAAGGGGAGGCUCUGCAUCCGAGCCUGUUGGAUGCGUGCAAGACGUUCGUGCGGUGCCAGUGCAGGGAAGGGAAAAUGGGUGAGAUGUACCAGGUGCUUACGCAUUUCAUCAGCAACUCCCUGAUUUUCUUCGAGUGGGAGAGGUUCUUGAACGAGAUCUUCCAAGAUGCGCGAGCCCACCAGGAGCGCUUCCUGGCGAUCCACCUCGAGCAAGUUUGGACGAGAUACAAGAGGCUGAAAGAUAUCCUUGAAGCCAUGUUCGACUACCUGGAUGCGAACUUCACUUGGCGCCACCGCCUUCCGAAGGCAAGCUCGCUGCCAGCAUGA
Molecule: messenger RNA, 870 nt
Organism: Symbiodinium pilosum
Lineage: Eukaryota; Dinophyceae; Suessiales; Symbiodiniaceae
Source: the annotation of a GenBank genome assembly